Molecule: messenger RNA, 412 nt
Organism: Tribolium madens (black flour beetle)
Lineage: Eukaryota; Metazoa; Arthropoda; Insecta; Coleoptera; Tenebrionidae
Gene: COX7B
Exons: 2
Coding region: 90-383 (97 amino acids)
Source: RefSeq, a predicted model, not a curated record
AUAGCAACCGCGAGCAAUUGUCAAACAACUCGAAUAAUUCUUCUAAUUAUCCCCCGAAUUGUGUUAAUUAAUUACAAAUAAUUACAAAAAUGCAAACCGUCAAGACUUUACGCCGCCUACUGCCUAGAACGAAAUCAGUGUUUUUCGACCGGAAAAACUACGCGAAAAAAGUCGAGUUUCCGAAGGUGACGUUGAACGACAUGCCAAGCCCUGAGGGUGAUUAUUACACCCAAAACAACGCAAGACAGAGCAAAUACAACAUGCACUUGGCUAUCGGAGUUGGAAGUGUGCUUGGAACCAUUGCUUUUGGGCUUGCGACCGACAUGUACAAUUUUUUGGACGACAUUCCCGAAGAACCUGCCGAAAUCGACUGCUACAAGUAAUAAAUUUGUGGACUAAUUAAAAUGUUAUU